UUAUUCAUUGCAAUUUUAUACGUAAAAGCAUGGCUUCAAUGUAGUAUGGCGGUGAAGGCACCGAAUCAAGAUUUGUGCUUUUUAAAGAGCCUUAAGGAAUAUGAAACCGUCGAUAAAUUGAUUUCUAAGGCAGCUCUCAGCAAGUUUAGCAACCAUCUUUGGUACUUAUCGGAAGAAAUUGUCCUUCUGUCACUCUUUGACGAUGAAGUUGAUGAACCAACCAAGGCAAACAUGAUAACAAACUUGCAAAGAGAGAGUUUGUCUAAUUCUGGGAAGAGGUACAUUCCGUCAAAAGAAGAUAUGUCUCAUCAUUUGUAUGAAAUGUCACUGAGUGAUUUUGUGUCAACCAAGAGCAACAAUUUAUUUUCACGAUUAAAAAUCGACAAAAACUUCCUUCAGAAACCAAUUUCUAUGUGGGAAAAAGAUGUUGCCUAUUUAGAGGCAAAAAGAAAGGUUUUGGCUUUGAGAGCAGUUAAUGAUACAGCUGAAAGAGCUGUAAAACUAAUGCAAGAUUUUCAUGGUUUAAUUACAGCAAAGGAAGAGCAAAAGCAAUAUUUGCUACGCUGCGUGCAAGAGCACAGAAGAAUGUAUCCAGAUUGUAAAAAAGAGACCCUCAAGAGAAAAUAUCCGGGCUAAUUAUUUGCAACUUUGUGACCUUGUAAUUGAGACUUUAUCUUCUUAAAAUAAAUAUACCUUUAAAAUAACUUUGUUAUUAAUCUUAAACUAUAAAAUAACAUUAUAAUUCAUUUAGCUGCAUAACAGCAUAUUAAGUCAAAAAAUCUGCAAUUUCUUAAAACUUUGAAACGUAGUCGGCACGGGUUAAUGUUGGAGUAGAAAGAUGAAAUUUUGUAUUUAGAUAAGUCUAGGUAGACGUAAAAAAGUUAGAGGGUAUGCAUUACGAUUUUCGAAAAAAAAAAUUUUUCGCUUAUAUAAGGGACACCCUAA
Trichoplusia ni (cabbage looper) is the source of this 945-nucleotide messenger RNA. RefSeq lists its product as uncharacterized. The record is from RefSeq and is a predicted model, not a curated record. The transcript is spliced from 2 exons. Bases 46 to 636 code for a protein of 196 amino acids. NCBI's taxonomy places the organism in Eukaryota, Metazoa, Arthropoda, Insecta, Lepidoptera, Noctuidae.